GGAACGUGCGUAAAGUUCGGGAGCCCCCGGCCGAGCGCGCGACGGGGAGGAGCCCGCAGCCUGCGCGCAUAAAUACGCGUGACCGUGGACGACGGAGGAAAACAGACCGAGAGGUGUCCGAGGAACGAGCUCCCUCUCCUGCGCUGCGCAUCCACAUCGUAUCCACUUAGAACCGGGAUCUACUUUAGCGCUUUUUUUUUUCCUUUUAGCGUCUUACUUUGCGCACUUUCCAAGAUGACCUGGGCGCUGAACAGCUGUUUUCUCACUCUGGCCGUCCUGCUUGUUUGGCAAAUGGAGGAACUGGCAGAAGCCUGCAGCUGCGUCCCCGCGCAUCCUCAGCAGGCGUUCUGCAACGCAGACGUCGUUAUCAGGGCAAAAGUGGUUGGAAAAGAAGACAUUAAAGUCGACAACAACAUCUACGGCAGCUUAGUCACACACUUCAAGUACAACGUUAAACAGAUCAAGAUGUUUAAAGGGCCAAGCCAGAAUAUUGAUGCCAUCUACACUCCUUCCUUAUCUUCAGUGUGUGGAGUGACUCUGAAGACUAAUGGCCAGGAGUAUCUUAUCACAGGCAGACUGAACGACGAUGGGAAGAUGCACAUCAGCCUGUGUAACUUCAUUGAGCACUGGGAGGCCCUGACGGCGACCCAGCAGAAGAAUCUGGUUCAGCGCUAUGAAACGGGCUGCGACUGCAAGAUCAACCGCUGCACCUCCAUCCCCUGCGUCAUCGGCGGCCCGGCGGAGUGCCUGUGGACGGACUGGAUAGUGGAGAAGACGGCCCGGGGCAACCAGGCCAAGCACUUCUCCUGCAUUAAGAGGAGUGACGAGUCCUGUGCCUGGUACAGAGGCGCCGAGCCGCCGAAAAAGGACUUCCUAGACAUCGAGGACCCGUAACUCCACCGCUGCCAAAGAUAUAAAUACCAAAAAAACAACAACACACAAGUCAAAUGGUUAUUGUUCUUUUAAACAAAGCCUUAGCAUGUGUGCUCCAUAGUGAGGUUGAACAAAUGUGGAAUUAUGUUUUUUUUUAUUGCAGGACUUAUUAUGUUUUUAUCCACCAGUCUUAUGAAUUCAGCACUUUUUAGCUCCCGAACUCCCCAAAACCAGAGCGCUUCCCCAAAACCACUUCAGCUUCAGCUGAAAUAAAGGAAUAGUCAUCCCAAUUCAGUCUUCCUGUAAAUAGUAUUUUUUUUUUUUGUUAUUGCACCUUUCUUCAUUUAGCCCAAAGAGAUUGUUUAACGUGACCAGCGACACACGUGUGGCCACUCAGAGUGCGGCAGGGCACAUGGGCGGCGUUCUGGUCUGUGGCAGCAUCGCAGGGAAUGAGGGGCACGUCUUACCCAGCAUCCUUUUUUAAGGCUGUGCCACAUCUGUUCACAGUCAGAGUGUGGCUUGUUGAGUGAUCUCACGUCAUAGAUGCUUUUUAAUGCACUUUGAACACAACUGUCGCAUCCGCCAUAUUGUCUCUAAUGAAAAAUGUUUGAGAGAUUGAAGUAAAUGUAAUGACACUUUUUAUUUAAAGAGGUUAUGGUUUUUAUACUCUGUGGAAAAUAAUACAAUUUUUAUAUGUUCACAAGCAAGGUUACACAUUUGUCAUUCAUUAAAGGUUGACUCAUAGACACGUCUGACUGGCUCAUUGGUUGUUGAUUAAUGAACAUAUUUUAACCAAUCAUCCAUUUAUUCAAAAACACAACAGAACAAAAAGGUGUUUGUCAUUUGUCAUGUGACUUUUAUAACUAAUAAAAGUUAAAAUGUCUUGUGCUGGUUUCACACAUGACCUUUGGGAUAAAAUGAGUUUUGCAUGCAUGUCUGACUGAAACAAUACUGUACAUUUGACUGUCAUAUUAAAAGCCAAACCAGUUUUAA
This is a messenger RNA of Betta splendens (Siamese fighting fish), 1866 nucleotides long. It is a transcript of the gene timp2b, whose product is annotated as TIMP metallopeptidase inhibitor 2b. The record is from RefSeq and is a predicted model, not a curated record. Gene Ontology annotation, biological process: negative regulation of endopeptidase activity; negative regulation of membrane protein ectodomain proteolysis. Lineage: Eukaryota; Metazoa; Chordata; Actinopteri; Anabantiformes; Osphronemidae. Gene Ontology annotation, molecular function: metalloendopeptidase inhibitor activity; protease binding. Bases 235 to 894 code for a protein of 219 amino acids. The transcript is spliced from 5 exons. Gene Ontology annotation, cellular component: extracellular matrix.